GGAGGGGUGAGAAUAAAGGGGCCUGCAGCGGCUAUCAGGCCAUAAACCAGGCUGACGUCUCAGCACAGGGCUUGAAGACUCACCUCCCAUGUCAGCAGUCAUGAGCAGAAGUGACAACUACACUUCAGAUCUGCUAGUGCCUGGAAUCCCCUCCGUGGCCCAGGCCUGGGGACUGUGGGCCCUCUUAGCGGUUGUGUCGCUGCUGCUUCUCAUCUCGCUGGCUGCGCACUUGUUCCGAUGGACUAGUGGCCAGGGCAGAAGCCAUCCAAAGCAGGAACGCUCUGGAGGAUCUGUGGAAGAGGUCCCCCUAUAUGGGAACCUGCCUUAUCUUCAGACUGGUCGGCUGUCUCAAGAACCAGGGCCAGACCAACAGGAUCCAACUCCUAGAGGCCCCGCCAUGGCUGCGGAGGAAGUGAUGUGCUAUACCAGCCUUCAGUUGCGGCCGUCUCAGGGCCACAUCCCCAGCCCUGGAACCCCUAUCAAGUACUCAGAGGUGGUACUGGAUUCUGAGCCAAAGCCCCAGGCCUCAGGCCCAGAGCCGGAGCUCUACGCGUCAGUGUGUGCCCAGACCCGCAGAGCACGGGCUUCCUUCCCAGACCAGGCCUAUGCCAACAGCCAGCCUGCACCCAGCUGACAUGAAGGGCCUAGCAGAAUGAGAUGAGCCUCGCCCAGCCUCCGGUGUGGCAGGGGUUACUGCUACCCUGUCCCCAGCGUAACUGUCUCCCAACCACCCCCCCAAAGACAGGUAAUCGUUGCCCAGUCACAGGAGGUAAUGUUCCCCAACCUCCCCUUCUGAACUGUGAGGGAGACAUCUCAGGGGAAUAAGUAGAUCCCCAGUUUCUUGGGAAUGGAGGAAACAAAGGCAGUGGCUCCCUCUCCAUCUCUCUCUCUCUUUUUUCCUAUCUAUUCCUCUAAGGUCUCAAGCUCCCAGGUUUUUCACUUCCUCCUCCUUGUGGCUUUUAACUAGAUCCUUUCUGCUCUCGCUCCCUUAAAGUACCCCUAACAAUUCAGUGCCCCUUCAGAUAUAGGAAGUGGGCAGUGAUGGAGGAGGUAACAACAGCCCCAGAGCACAAGGUGGGGUGGGGAGGAGGGGGUGCUCCAUGAGAGCCCACAGUCUGGAGGGAUCCUGAAACCUAGCGACCUGAGGAACCCAGGCCUGGCUUAUUUGAGAACUCUGGCUGGCGAAUACCAAUCCAUGCCCUGCUGCCUCUGUUGUGUCCCCAUGUUUUCAAAUAAAACUUCUCAGAAAGUGUUUA
Molecule: messenger RNA, 1256 nt
Organism: Canis lupus familiaris (dog)
Lineage: Eukaryota; Metazoa; Chordata; Mammalia; Carnivora; Canidae
Gene: SIT1
Product: signaling threshold regulating transmembrane adaptor 1
Exons: 5
Coding region: 89-634 (181 amino acids)
Biological process (GO): signal transduction; regulation of T cell activation; T cell homeostasis
Cellular component (GO): plasma membrane
Molecular function (GO): kinase binding
Source: RefSeq, a predicted model, not a curated record